AUGCCGUUUAAUAUAUAUGCGGCGGGUGUGAGCGCCUCGGUGUCGAAGCCCCGCGCAGGGGAGGAGGGUACGCCCAUGCCGUGGAUGUGGAGUUGGAAUUUAUGCAAGCUUGAGCUGGGGUUAGUGGAGCACCUUGCGGGACAAAGAGACGAGGUCGACAACGACGAAAGAGGGGCAAGACGUAAUGGCCCCACGAAGAAGCUUCGUUUUGUUUUAUUUACUUGUAUGUUUUGUGUCGGCGGAUUUCAUUCCCGUGUCAGGCUCACAGGCCCAGACACGUGGCAGCGGUAUCGGCGCGCAGGAAAGGGAGCGGGCGUGGCGGCGGUGGUAGGAGUGGUUGAAGACGUGUGA
Trypanosoma rangeli is the source of this 351-nucleotide messenger RNA. RefSeq lists its product as uncharacterized. The record is from RefSeq and is a predicted model, not a curated record. The transcript has a single exon. Lineage: Eukaryota; Euglenozoa; Kinetoplastea; Trypanosomatida; Trypanosomatidae. Bases 1 to 351 code for a protein of 116 amino acids.